GGCUCUAACCUCAAUGAAAACAUAUCCGCUCCCCGCUGAAGCUAACAGCUCCACGGGCACAAUAUCAACCUGACAGCUCGAUUAGCGCCGCAUCCACGCGUGAAACGUGCAUGAAUUGGGAUGUCUGCGGCCGACUGGUAUGCUCAUAAGUCGCUCGGAGACGGACUCUACUGGAUCCAGGAACGGUUCUACCAGUCGCAGAAUCGGGCCAACAUAUGGCUAUUGCGCGGCUCCCACCAGGACGUGGUGAUCGAUACGGGACUCGGCUUGAGGAGCCUUCCGGAUUACAUCGAUGCCAUGGGGCUGCUUGGCAAGGACCCCCAGCGGAAGAACCCGCUGCUGGCCAUCGCCACCCACGCCCACUUUGACCACUCGGGCGGCCUGCAUCAGUUCCAACAGGUGGGCGUCCACAGCGCUGAGGUGGAGGCUCUGGCCAACGGGGACAACUACGAGACGGUCACCUGGCUCAGUGACAGGGAGAUAGCCGAGGCUCCGAGUCCCGGCUGGAGGGCCAGUCACUAUAAAGUCAAGGCUGUGCAGCCCACGCACAUCUUGCAAGAAGGUGACGUCAUUAACCUUGGCGACAGGCAGUUGACGGUGCUUCACAUGCCGGGCCACUCGCGGGGCAGCAUCUGCCUCCACGACGGCGACAACAAGCUGCUGUUCAGCGGCGACGUGGUGUAUGACGGCGCCAUGAUCGACUGGCUGCCGUACAGCCACGUCAGCGAUUACAUCGGCAGCUGCGAGCGCCUGGUGGGCCUGGUGGACAGCGAACAGGUGGAUCAAGUCCUUCCGGGGCACUACAACACCUUUGGCGCAAAACGGCUCCACCGCAUCGCCAGCUCGUACAUCAGCAGAGCGGAAACGUGCCCGGCCAAGUUGUCCACUUGGGCGUGGAGGAUGCUAGCUGGCGUGGCGCUCAGGGCGGCCCACCCACUCGGCGGCUGCUGAUUGGACGCCCGGAGAGCACGCACACAUGCACAGAACAAGUCUUAAAAAAAUAAUUCCGAUAUAAUCGUUGCCAAACUUUCUGUUACACGGCAUGUUGUCACUGGAUUACAUGAGAAUGAAGCCGGAUGUGAUUCGAUGAUAUUCUAAUGAUGUGUUGCUUGGGGUUAACAUACAUUAACUUGAUGUAUUUUUUUUUUUAACUUGUCUAAUAUAUGUAUUGCACAUGUGAAAUUACAAUAGCACAAGCACCGAGUUAUCGAAGGAGAUUCAAAAUGGCCGUAGUAUUUGUCUAUGCAUACAAUCAGCAUCUGCUACCUCCCAUGUUUGCAACAGUGCUUUGUACGAACGGCGGUUUUUAAGGCUCGGCACGUUCAGAGCUGACAAUAAAGCCUCUGUCCUACCUUC
Molecule: messenger RNA, 1356 nt
Organism: Hippocampus zosterae (dwarf seahorse)
Lineage: Eukaryota; Metazoa; Chordata; Actinopteri; Syngnathiformes; Syngnathidae
Gene: mblac2
Product: metallo-beta-lactamase domain containing 2
Exons: 3
Coding region: 121-951 (276 amino acids)
Source: RefSeq, a predicted model, not a curated record